CGUUUUCGUGGUUUAAAAAAACCCAAUUUCUAUGUAAUAAUGCUUGUCAUCUAUAACAAGAAUACAAAUAUACAUUAUACUGUGUAAUUUUCCAAAAAUCCCCAGAUUUUGAUGUCUAACCCAAUUUAUGUACAAGUUAUUUAAUUUUAUUUGCCGCCAUCACAUUUCUCAUGCUGCUUGAACUUUUAUGCAAAAAGUGAAUACACAACAUCAGUAAUGGCAGACGAAGCGAGAAAAAUAAAUGUCUUGCAGAAUUCUCAUGAACGUGAUAAGACUUUGUUUGAAUCUUUGUCAAGGACUGUCAGGUCUGUUAUAACACCAUCGUGGUUGACUGAAAUUGUCAGAACUGUGAAAGAAUCAACCAAGCCUGAGGAAGUAACCAAAAAGGAAGAAGUAAAAAAGUUUGUUGCUGCAGCUGAAGUUCCAGAUUUAGUGCCAAAUUCUAAAUCUAUGAAGCUGUUGACAAGUGAUGCAUUGCAGCAUAGACAAGAAACUUUUCAGGAUUCAACUAUACAAUGUCCUUCGCCUAAAAAUCUUGGCUCUAGUUUUCAAGACAAACAGUAUAAAAAUAGGGAAGACGUAAACUCUCACCCUUUUGACUUGGAGCGUUGCAAGAUAAACAUGGUGAAAAUUAAGAACCUGGAAAAUCACCAUGAUGUUACAGGAAAUGGUGAAGAUCAUCAGAAUAAACACUAUAUCCAAGAUGUCAAUAAAUCUCAAGAUACUUCCGAAAAAGGCAGUGUUAUAAAGAAAGUUCCAUUUUCAAACAAUCCAGGAUUCGAUAUAACAAUGUUUAGUUCGCCAUAUGAGAGAAGAUUGAGUGCAAAUUGUGGAAGAUCUCACUUGUCACCUUUUUACAGUGGGAAAACAAGAUUCGGGGGAGCUUUGUCUCAGAAAUCAAAAUUGAAUAGUUCUGCUCCAAAUUUGAACCGUGUACCCUAUGUAGUACGGCAAAAGAUUAAGGCAAAGGCAAGAAAUCGUUCCUCAACAACCUCUGCUAAAAGAAUCCUGGAAACACUGCAAAAAAUAUCAACACCAAUGCAUGUUGAAUUAUCUGAUGUGAGGACAGAAUUCACUCUGCCAUCUGAAAAUAUUGAAAGAAUGAGGUUUCGGCUUUUUGAUGAGAAAGGUGGAAACCUAGAUGAUGACCCAAAAAAUUCCAUGGAUAUUAGCUUUUCAUUUUCCUCACCUGAUGCAAAAAAAGAUAUUUCAAAUGAUUUUCUUCGACUGCCAAAAAUGGAUUUCAUCUUUAGUAAUCCUAUUGGAGUACACAAUACGUCUUUAUCAGCUGAUCAAACCAUUGCUACAAAAACUUUAUUCGGGUCCUAACAAAUUUCAGAUCUGGAAAAGAGAUUAAAAUUUCGACAACGAUAUAGUGGCAAUUGCAUGAUAUUGAUUUUAUUUUUACUGUAAUUUAUAAUGAAUAAAUCAAUUCAAAGCACAA
Magallana angulata is the source of this 1444-nucleotide messenger RNA. Its product is annotated as nuclear pore complex protein Nup153-like. Lineage: Eukaryota; Metazoa; Mollusca; Bivalvia; Ostreida; Ostreidae. The coding region runs from base 217 to 1329 and encodes 370 amino acids. The transcript has 10 exons. The record is from RefSeq and is a predicted model, not a curated record.